Molecule: messenger RNA, 2169 nt
Organism: Striga hermonthica
Lineage: Eukaryota; Viridiplantae; Streptophyta; Magnoliopsida; Lamiales; Orobanchaceae
Source: the annotation of a GenBank genome assembly
AUGGAGGCGGUGGCGGAAGGGCUGUGGGCGCUGGCGGAGCACCACGAGCAGAGGCGAGAGAUUGGGAAGGCGAUAAAAUGUCUGGAAGCUAUCUGCCAGAGCUCAGUCUCUUUUCUCCCCAUUGUUGAAAUCAAAACCCGACUUCGAGUCGCUGCUCUUUUGCUCAAGCACACGCACAACGUCAACCACGCCAAGGCACACCUUGAGCGUUCCCAACUUCUCUUGAAGUCUAUUCCUUCUUCCUUUGAACUGAAGUGCAGAGCUUAUAGCCUGUUGAGCCAGUGCUACCAUCUCGUGGGAGCAAUUCCUUCACAAAAACAAAUAUUAAAUAAGGGUUUAGAGCUUUCUGCAAUAUCUGGAGACGGGUUUGGGGGGAAAUUAUGGUCUUGCAACUUCAAUUCUCAGCUUGCGAAUGCCCUGAUAAUUGAGGGUGACUACAAUGGGUCAAUUUUGGCUUUGGAACAAGGACUCAACUGUGCAAUGGAGAUGUAUUUUCCAGAAUUGCAGAUGUUUUUUGCUACUUCGAUACUGCAUGUGCGAGUGAUGGAGUGGGAGAGUACGAAUCUGGUAGAGGAAUCUGUCAAUAGAUGCAACAUGAUAUGGGAAGCUAUAGAACCUGAUAAAAGACAACAGUGCAUCGGUUUACUGUUUUAUCAUGGGCUUCUGCAAGUAUUCUAUCUACUCCGUAUCUGUGACUACAAGGCUGCUGGCCAACAUAUUGAGAAAUUGGACGCUGUUAUGAAGAGUGACCUGCAGAAGAUGCAAAAUAUUAAGGACCUCACUAAUGAACUCGAUGCCCUGAAUCAGAAUCUGUCACGUCCUGGCUUGAGCUACAAAGACAGAUCUGCUCUUUCAGAAAAACAAAAUAAGAUUGAGGAACAACUUAACAAGUUUACAGGGAUGAACUCAACUGGAAAAGCAGCCCUGGAGCCUGCAUAUUUUGGAAAUCUCAAGCGAGCAUUGGCAGAUAAACUUGAGUUGGCUCCACCACCGAUUGAUGGGGAGUGGCUGCCAAAAAGUGCAGUGUACGCAUUGGUAGAUCUCAUGGUGGUAGUUUUUAGCCGGCCCAAGGGGCUCUUUAAGGAUUGUCAAAAGCGGAUUCAGUCUGGGUUACAAAUUAUUCAAGAGGAGUUGGUGCAGUUGGGGAUCAAUGAUGGUGUUAAUGAGGUGGAAUUGCAACAUUCUGCAAUUUGGAUGGCUGGAGUGUAUUUAAUGCUUCUAAUGCAGUUCCUUGAAAACAAAGUAGCAAUUGAUCUUACGCGAACUGAGUUUAAGGAAGCACAAGAGGCAUUGGUGCAGAUGAGAAACUGGUUCGUACGCUUUCCAACCAUCCUACAGGCUUGUGAGAGCAUGAUUGAGAUGUUAAGGGGCCAAUAUGCACACUCUGUUGGCUGCUAUGAUGAAGCUUCUUUUCAUUUCCUUGAAGCAUCAAAGUUGACUCAGAGCAAGUCAAUGCAAGCCAUGAGCCACAUUUAUGCAGCUGUCUCUUUUCUCUGCAUAGGUGAUGCAGAAUCUUCGUCCAAGGCUCUUGAUUUGAUUGGACCUGUUUUAGGAGUGAUAGAUUCUUUUGUUGGGGUGCGGGAAAAGACCUGUGCCCUGUAUACUUAUGGCUUUCUACUCAUGAAGCAACAAAAUUUGCAAGAAGCCAGAAUGCGACUUGCCUCCGGCUUGCAGAGCACACACACUUAUCUGGGGAAUCUUCAACUCGUUUCGCAGUUUCUGACCGUGCUGGGAAGUUUGGCACUUUCCCUACAUGAUACUGGACAAGCUCGAGAGAUUUUGAGAUCUGCUCUCACACUGGCAAAGAAGCUUUACGAUAUUCCAACACAGACAUGGGUUCUGUCAAAUAUGACAGCUUUGUACCAGCAAUCAGGGGAGAGAGGUAGUGAAAUAGAGAAUACCGAGUAUCAAAAGAGGAAAGUAGAGGAUUUGCAGCAAAGACUCGCCCUUGCACGUUCGUCCUUUCAUCACAAUGCACUCAUUGACAAAGUUAAAGUCCCGGUUGAUCAAGUGAACGAGCCUGACAUGAAACGAGCAAUAGCCGGGCCUUCCAAAUCUGUCGAUCUCGACAUCCCUGAAUCCAUUGGGCUUUCUACUCCACAGCCCAUGUCAUCUUCAGUGAGGCUCAUGGAUUCGGACAUUGGGAGACUUCGCAGGAGAAAGUUUUAG